Messenger RNA from Parascedosporium putredinis, 1005 nucleotides. NCBI's taxonomy places the organism in Eukaryota, Fungi, Ascomycota, Sordariomycetes, Microascales, Microascaceae. The record is from the annotation of a GenBank genome assembly.
AUGGCCCAAGAACACCCCGAACCUGACAAUCGUCACCCGGAAGACGACGUAGUCACCUUCGCCUUCACCCACUGCGGUACUCCCCAUGAGAUCGUAUUCCCAUCAGAUGCCACCAUCUCCGAGAUCCCUGCCGAGAUCGAGGAGCUCCUCUCUAUCCCUGCCGCCCAUCAGAAGCUCCUAGUCCCUCGUCUCGGCCUCCUAAAGCUACCCUUUAAGAACCCAGAGAUGCCUGUCUCCGACCUGCACGGCGCUAGCAUCCGCCUUCUCGGCUCUCGUGCCGAAGCCGUCGAGUCCUUUCGCGAGGCCUCCAAGUUUGCCGAAAGCAGGCGACUGGCUCGAGAGGCUGCCGCGGGGAGGCGGCCGGCCCGGAGAACCGCUGGGGGCAAGGGGGCACCGCUCGCCUUUCUUCCUCGCCCAGAACGCUCACUAGAGCUCCUCAAUACGCUAAAGAACGAUCCAGGCAUCCGCCACGUCAUGGCAAAGCACAAGUUCACCGUCGGGCUCCUCACCGAGAUGGAACCGCUCUCCAAUACGCAGGUUUCCCACGAGGGAACCACCCGUCUUCUCGGAUUAAAUAGGAACCAGGGCGAGGUCAUUGAGCUCCGUUUAAGGACCGAUGCCCACGACGGUUAUAGGGAUUACAAGACUAUCCGCAAUACGCUCUGCCACGAGCUGGCGCACAACGUCCACGGCCCUCAUAAUAGAGACUUCUGGGAUCUCUGUCAUCAGAUUGAGCGGGAAGUAGCCUCGGCGGACUGGUCUGCCUCUGGCCGCACCCUUGGCGACGUGGAUCCUUAUGGCCCCUCUAUGCCCGAGGACGACGAGGCCCACGACGAGGGCGGCUGGGUCGGUGGAUCCUACGUGCUCGGCGGCAGACCUGACAGCCAGGACGACGGCCUAAGUCGUCGGGAGAUUUUGCGCAGGGCUGCCGAGGAGCGCCAGCGUAGGCUAGAACAGGAGAGGCGUGAUCGAGGCGAUGACAACACGGAUGCUGGUCAUUCGUGA